This is a messenger RNA of Zootoca vivipara (common lizard), 1418 nucleotides long. The record is from RefSeq and is a predicted model, not a curated record. Lineage: Eukaryota; Metazoa; Chordata; Lepidosauria; Squamata; Lacertidae.
AUGCACAAGAAGGCUGCAAAGAGGAAGGAAAGAGAAGCAAACUCACCUGUAGCAGCCCGGGAAGAACCACCCACCGGCCUCCUUCUUCGCAAGCGGUACCUGCUGCUCAGGCGGGUGUCGCCGCCUCCGCCUCCGCGCCGCUCGGCCUCCCGUCAGAAAGGCGACAUCUCUCUCCCUCUGUCGCACCCGCUGCAGCGGUUGGGGAAGGCCGAACUUGCCUUCCAGAUCCACAGAACGUCCGUCCCGUUCACGUGGCUCAGAGUUAAAUCUCCUUUUGCCCCUCACCCGCGUCCUCAAAACGGCUGCCAUGUUCUCCUGCUGAGACCGAUAAACAGGUGUCAGAGCACGGCAGCUGCUGCUGCUGCUGGCACACAGGUUCUUCAGCCUGUAUCCUCCCCGCCACUAGAGGGUGCGCUCUCUGCAGGGGACCUUGCCCAGGCUGUCCAAGAGCAGAGUUUUGCAGAGCUGGGCCUGGGGUCCCACACUCCGGUGGGUCUGAUCCAGAACUUUUUGGAGUCCCUCCAUGUGGAUAUAGGGCUGCCGUGGUGGGGAGCCAUCGUGACAGGGACGCUUGUGGCCCGUUGCUUGGUUUUCCCGCUCAUCGUGAAGGGCCAGCGGGAGGCAGUGAAGCUCAACAACCACAUGCCGCAGAUUUCAGAGCUGACCGCCCGCAUGAACGAGGCCAAGAACUCGGGGAACAAAUUUGAGUUUGCCAAAGCUUAUACAGACCUGAACCUCUACCAGAAAACCCACGAUGUCAACCCGCUACGAGGGUUUCUCGUGCCCUUGGUCCAAGCACCCAUUUUCAUCUCGUUCUUCAUUGCCCUGCGCAAAAUGGCGGAGCUCCCUGUGCCCAGCCUUCAAACUGGGGGUCUGUGGUGGUUCUCGGAUCUCACGGCUGCCGAUCCCUACUAUGUCUUGCCCCUGACGGUGACUGUCACCAUGUGGGCCAUCUUGGAGCUAGGAGCAGAAUCCGGAGUGGCGAACCCGAACCUCCACAUUAUGAAAACAAUUUUCCGGGUGAUGCCACUUGCUAUCCUGCCUCUCACAAUCUCCUUCCCGACGGUCAUUUUCACCUACUGGCUGACAUCCAACCUCUUCUCGCUGGUGCAAGUGGCCUUUCUGCGGUUGCCUGCAGUUCGCACCCGACUUGGCAUCCCCGACCGGGUGCAGCACGACCCCAGCGUCCUGCCUGCUCAGGGAGGCUUCAUAAAGAGCUUCAAGAAAGGCUGGAAAAAUGCACAGGUGGCUCAGCAGAUGGAAGAGAGGGAGCAGCGCAUCAAAAACCACCUGAAUUUGGCAGCUAAGGCCACUCCCAGAUGGGAAACUGUAUCGAACCAACAAUAAAGAAACCAGCCUUCAGCAAGAAGAGACAAUCCUCACCGGCCUGGUCAUAGGGGUCAGUACAAGUGAAGUUU